CUUGUGUUCCGCGCAGCGCUGAACGCUGCCCUCCCCCUGUCCCCUCCACAAAAUUUCCGCUCCAGCCAGCACCCGAGGGCCGAGCGAGCCAGACCCGCAAACCGGCAAGCCCCCGUCACCUCCCCCCUCCGUCAGACGACCCCAGCCCGGCACACGCAGCCAUGGGCAACCGCGGGUCGCGCCACCACCGCCACGCAGCCGACCAGCAGCAGCCGGCCCCGCCCAAGCCCCAGGCCCAUGCGCCGCCGCCGCUGCCACAGCAGCAGCACCAUCGGCCGAGGCCGAAGCCGGCGGCGGCGGCCCCGUCGGCGGACGCGGGGGUGGCGGGGCGCGUGCUGGGGCGUCCGAUGGAGGACGUGCGCGCGACCUACACCUUCGGGCGCGAGCUCGGCCGGGGCCAGUUCGGAGUCACCUACCUCGUCACGCACCGGGAGACCGGCCAGCGCUUCGCCUGUAAGUCCAUCGCCACGCGCAAGCUCGUCCACCGCGACGACAUCGAGGACGUGCGCCGGGAGGUCCAGAUCAUGCACCACCUCACGGGCCACCGCAACAUCGUCGAGCUCCGCGGCGCCUACGAGGACCGCCACUCGGUCAACCUCGUCAUGGAGCUCUGCGAGGGAGGGGAGCUCUUCGACCGGAUCAUCGCCAGGGGCCACUACACCGAGCGCGCAGCCGCCGCGCUCUGCCGCGAGAUCGUCGCCGUCGUCCACAGCUGCCACUCCAUGGGGGUCUUCCACCGGGAUCUCAAGCCCGAGAACUUCCUCUUCCUCAACGACAAGGAGGACUCGCCGCUCAAGGCCACGGACUUCGGCCUCUCCGUUUUCUUCAAGCCCGGGGAGACUUUCAAGGAUCUGGUGGGAAGUGCAUAUUAUGUUGCUCCUGAGGUACUGAAACGGCACUAUGGUGCAGAGGCUGACAUUUGGAGUGCUGGGGUUAUUCUUUACAUCCUUCUGUCCGGUGUUCCUCCUUUUUGGGCAGAGAAUGAGGAUGGCAUAUUUGAUGCUGUUUUGCGUGGUCACAUUGAUUUCUCUUCUGAUCCUUGGCCUUCAAUAUCUAAUGGUGCAAAGGAUUUGGUUAAAAAGAUGCUGAGGCAAGACCCGAAAGAGCGCUUGACUGCUGCUGAAAUUUUGAACCAUCCAUGGAUUAGAGAGGAUGGAGAGGCACCAGAUAAGCCACUUGACAUUACAGUCAUCAGUAGAAUGAAACAGUUCAGGGCAAUGAACAAGCUCAAGAAAGUUGCAUUGAAGAUUGUUGCCGAGAACUUAUCGGAUGAAGAGAUUAUGGGCCUCAAAGAAAUGUUUAGAUCCCUGGAUGCGGAUAACAGUGGGACAAUUACUCUUGAAGAGCUAAGAUCUGGUUUACCAAAACUUGGCACUAAAAUUUCUGAAUCAGAAAUCAGACAGUUGAUGGAGGCGGCUGAUGUUGAUGGAAAUGGCACCAUUGAUUACGCGGAGUUCAUAUCAGCCACUAUGCACUUGAAUAGAUUGGAGAAGGAAGACCACAUACUCAAAGCUUUUGAAUAUUUUGAUAAGGACCACAGCGGAUACAUAACAGUAGAUGAGUUGGAGGAAGCUUUGAAGAAGUAUGAUAUGGGAGAUGAUAAAACAAUAAAAGAAAUCAUUGCUGAAGUGGAUACAGAUCAUGAUGGAAGAAUUAAUUACCAGGAGUUUGUUGCCAUGAUGAGGAACAACAGCCCUGAGAUUGUUCCGAACCGGAGGCGCAUGUUCUAACUGCAGUCUACAAUUUCGAUGGAUGCUUUUUGGGAAUAUUUUGCCCUUAGACAUCUUCUCCUGGACUCAUUUUCUUCUGGGAAAAGCCAUUAAGACUCCAUUUGAGAUCCAUAUCUCUGCAGCCCGGACCAGUUUGUACCAGAAUGGGGUGCAUGAUAUGGCUACUUCAAUAUAGAUGCUUUGAUCAUCAUCUGACUCUGGGUGGCAGUGCUUCUUCUCAUGCAUAAUGCCUUUGAGGUUGUUCAGCUGCUUUGAUCUGCAUCUUUCCCCACCUUCCAUUCUAGCGUGUUUCCUCAAUGAGGUGAUCAGUUAGCUGCACGAAUGAGCGUGUUGUGACUUGUGUUCAUGUGCUUUUGUCCUCUUAGCCAUUUAUAUUAGAACAGGCAUUGUAAGAGGGUGUUUAGUGAUCUUGUGUGGCAAUGUUGUAUUAUUCUUAAUAAGCAUAGCACAAACGUGGUCCUGGAUUAUCUCUAGGUGAAAUGCUGAUCCAUUUGAGCUCUUCAGCUAGCAAGAUUCUUAUUUGGGUGAAGAUGACCACCCAAAGAA
Messenger RNA from Setaria italica (foxtail millet), 2276 nucleotides. Its product is annotated as calcium-dependent protein kinase 1. Gene Ontology annotation, biological process: intracellular signal transduction; protein autophosphorylation; peptidyl-serine phosphorylation. The record is from RefSeq and is a predicted model, not a curated record. Gene Ontology annotation, cellular component: nucleus; cytoplasm. NCBI's taxonomy places the organism in Eukaryota, Viridiplantae, Streptophyta, Magnoliopsida, Poales, Poaceae. Gene Ontology annotation, molecular function: calcium-dependent protein serine/threonine kinase activity; calmodulin binding; calcium/calmodulin-dependent protein kinase activity. The coding region runs from base 162 to 1730 and encodes 522 amino acids. The transcript is spliced from 8 exons.